AUGACGAAAAAGUUUUUAGGGGAUGACAUAUCUGCAGAUCCUUUAAAAAUGCUUUGGUUGGGACAAUUGCACCCAUUUUCCCCUUCUCGACGCUCUUUCCCAUUCUUGGUCACAAAUCUGGGUGCCUGUUGGCUCAUGAUGGGUUUAGCAAUCAAAGGAAUUGUAAUUUCGUACAAAACUGAUAUUUUUUUCGUCGCUGAAUGUUUGCAAACUUGUAAUUUGAUGUUUCACGGAAUUGGAAAAUUCUUAAAUCUGUACUUUCACAAAACCGAUCUCCAAAUUUUGUUAAAAAAACGCUCACAAUUCUGGGAAAUUGACGAUUUCGAAAUUCACGAAAAAUUGAGGAGAAUUACUUUCAUUAUAAAAAAAAUACUUCGUUACUACUUUUGCUUAGUAUUCGUUGUGAUAAUUUUCUUUGAUUUGCAACCCUUCGCCACGGGGAUGCUCCCAACUGGGGGUUACAUCCCUGAAGGGUGGUUCCCAGUCUUGACUUUAAUUCUAUGGUUCCUCUCUGUGAAUUUUUUUCUGCUAAUACAAGGCAGUAAUGGAUUUUUCUACACACUGAGUGUUUCCCUCAUCAUGCAAUUUAAAUUAUUAAAUCAUCGUUUCAGAAAAUUGCGGGCUGAAACAGAACUGAAAAAAUUAGUGGACUACCAUAAUUUUCUGACUCUGUAUUGUCAACAACUCAACAAGGCGUUUGCACCCAUUUUCCUGCUCCAGUUUUUCACGUCGAUUACUUCAGCAUCUUUGUCGAUUUUCAUUUUCAUGCAACCAGGGGCGUGGACAAAUCGCAUCAAAUUUAUACUUUAUUAUUUAUACACGUUGGUUGAAACAUCGUUUUAUUGCAUUCCGGCGGAAAUUCUUGUUAAUGCAGCAAGUGAAAUUGGUGAAGCUGUUUAUGACCUGAAUUGGUACGAAAUCAGGAUUAAUCGUGUUAAAAAAUUCUUCGUUAUUAUCCUUGCAAGGACUCAAAGGACUAUGGUUUUUAGCGGAUACGGACUUGUGAACAUGAAUCUUCAAACUUUUAUUGUAUAUCUCAAAACAGUGUUUUCCUUUUAUACCUACUUGAACUCUGUAAGAAAAAUCGAAAAAUAA
Molecule: messenger RNA, 1095 nt
Organism: Tribolium madens (black flour beetle)
Lineage: Eukaryota; Metazoa; Arthropoda; Insecta; Coleoptera; Tenebrionidae
Gene: Or83c
Product: putative odorant receptor 83c
Exons: 6
Coding region: 1-1095 (364 amino acids)
Biological process (GO): detection of chemical stimulus involved in sensory perception of smell; sensory perception of smell
Cellular component (GO): plasma membrane
Molecular function (GO): olfactory receptor activity; odorant binding
Source: RefSeq, a predicted model, not a curated record